Podarcis muralis (Common wall lizard) is the source of this 4740-nucleotide messenger RNA. Lineage: Eukaryota; Metazoa; Chordata; Lepidosauria; Squamata; Lacertidae. The record is from RefSeq and is a predicted model, not a curated record.
CCAAAGGGAAAGAGAAAAAACACCGCCAUUUGUUCAGCAAAGGAAAAGACAAAUCAAACAAAGCUGGGAAAGGCGUCUUUUCAGCCAUGAAGCUGGGCAAAGCACGUGGUCAAAAAGAUGACCACCACAGGAAGCAAGAUGAACCGGCGGUCCUGGAAGCCGAAGACCUGGACCGGAAGGCGAUGCGGCUGGGAGGCGGGCUGGACCCAGACACCAUCUCCCUGGCAUCGGUCACAGCCGUCACCACCAAUGUAUCCAACAAGAGAUCCAAGCCAGAUAUUAAAAUGGAGCCCAGCGCUGGGAGGCCUAUGGACUACCAGGUCAGCGUCACGGUCAUUGAGGCGCGGCAGCUGGUGGGGCUCAACAUGGACCCCGUGGUGUGCGUGGAGGUGGGGGAUGAGAAGAAAUAUACGUCCAUGAAAGAAUCGACCAACUGCCCCUACUACAAUGAGUAUUUUGUCUUCGACUUCCACGUUCCCCCAGACGUCAUGUUCGACAAAAUCGUCAAGAUAUCGGUGAUUCAUUCCAAAAACCUCCUCCGCAGUGGAACCUUAGUCGGCUCCUUCAAAAUGGACGUCGGAACCGUUUACACCCAGCCAGAGCACCAGUUCUACCACAAGUGGGCGCUCCUCUCGGACCCGGAGGACAUCACCGCGGGGCUGAAGGGUUAUGUGAAGGUGGACAUCGCGGUGGUGGGCAAAGGAGACAACAUCAAGACGCCCCACAAGGCGAACGAGACGGACGAGGAUGACAUUGAGGGGAACCUGCUGCUUCCUGACGGUGUCCCUCCGGAGCGGCAGUGGGCGCGCUUCUACAUCAAGAUCUACCGGGCAGAGGGUCUCCCUCGCAUGAACACCAGCAUCAUGGCCAACGUCAAGAAGGCCCUCAUUGGAGAGAACAAGGACCUGGUGGACCCCUACGUCCAGGUCCUCUUUGCAGGACAAAAGGGGAAAACCUCGGUCCAGAAAAGCAGCUACGAGCCCACGUGGAACGAGCAGAUUGUCUUCACGGAAAUGUUCCCCCCACUGUGCAAGCGGAUCAAGGUCCAGAUCCGCGAUUCUGACAAGGUCAACGACGUGGCCAUUGGGACCCAUUUCAUCGACCUCAGGAAGAUCUCCAACGAAGGAGACAAAGGCUUCCUGCCCACGUUUGGCCCUGCCUGGGUGAACAUGUAUGGCUCCACCCGCAACUACACCCUGAUGGACGAGCACCAGGACUUGAACGAGGGCCUGGGCGAAGGGGUUUCCUUCCGUGCCCGCCUCCUGCUCAGCUUGGCCGUGGAAAUCUUGGAUACCAGCAACCCGGAGCUCACCAGCUCCACCGAAGUCCAAGUCGAGAUGGCCACGGCAGUUGCCGACAACUGCACGGGCAAGAUGGACGAGUUCUUUCUCUUUGGAUCCUUCCUAGAGGCCACCAUGAUUGACAGGAAGAAUGGAGACAAGCCCAUCAACUUUGAGGUCACCAUAGGCAAUUACGGCAAUGAAAUCGACGGGAUGUCCAGGCCCAUGAUCAAGAAGAAGAAGGAUAGUGGAGGAGAUGGAAACGAGGAAGAGUCUCAGCUGCUGGAGAACGAGAGUGACGAGGAAAGCACAGACGACGGGGAGUUUGUCUCCAUCUCCUCUUCUCCACCUUUGAGGCCUUUGAUCACCGACAGGAACUACUUCCACCUGCCAUAUUUUGAGAAGAAGCCUUGCAUCUACAUUAAGAGCUGGUGGCAGGACCAGCGAAGGCGUCUCUACAACUCCAAUAUCAUGGACAAGAUUGCGGACAAGCUGGAAGAAGGCUUGAAUGAUGUUCAUGAGAUGAUGAAGACUGAGAAGCCCCACCCGGAACGGCGCCUCCGAGGGGUUCUGGAGGAGCUGAGCAGUGCAUGCCUGCGGUUUGUGACCCUCUCCAACAAGGACCAGAAUCAUUCCUCCCGGACGCGGCUGGACCGGGAGAGGCUGAAAUCCUGCAUGCGGGAACUGGAGACAAUGGGUCAGCAGGCCAAGACCAUGCGAUCCCAGGUCAAGAAAACCACCAUCAGAGACAAGCUGAAGCAGGCACAGAACUUCUUGCAAAAGCUGCGGUUCCUGGCAGAUGAGCCCCAGCACAGCAUCCCGGACGUCUUCAUCUGGAUGAUGAGCAACAACAAGCGCAUCGCCUACGCCCGCAUCCCCUCCAAGGACAUCCUCUACUCCAUCGUGGACGAGGAAACGGGGAAGGACUGCGCCAAAGUGAAGACCGUCUUCCUGAGGGUGACGUGGCGGCUGAUUUUUAACCCCCUCCUUGGGUCGCAGUUGAUGGGUGGACGGAUGAGGGGAGGCUGGGAGGGGGGAGGGCAUGAGAGGUGCAACUUAGAAAAGAGUAUGAUCCACACAAGUAAGCAUCUUCAACCCAAAAUCAGGUUUGGAUCCCGGAUGGAGACAAUGGGCCAGCAGGCCAAGACCAUGAGAUCCCAGGUCAAGAAAACCACCAUCAGAGACAAGCUGAAGCAGGCACAGAACUUCUUGCAAAAGCUGCGGUUCCUGGCAGAUGAGCCCCAGCACAGCAUCCCGGACGUCUUCAUCUGGAUGAUGAGCAACAACAAGCGCAUCGCCUACGCCCGCAUCCCCUCCAAGGACAUCCUCUACUCCAUCGUGGACGAGGAAACGGGGAAGGACUGCGCCAAAGUGAAGACCGUCUUCCUGAGGUUACCGGGGAAAAAAGGUUUUGGGCCAGCCGGCUGGACGGUGCAAGCCAAGAUGGAGAUCUAUUUGUGGCUGGGGCUGAACAAACAGCGCAAAGACUUCCUCAGCGGCCUGCCCUGCGGCUUUGAGGAGAAGAAACUUCCCAAGGGCCAGAACAUCCCUUCCUUCCCACCCAUCAGUCUCCUGUACAACAUGAAGCAGGUCUUCCAGCUUCGUGUCCACAUGUACCAAGCCAGGAGUCUGUUUGCUGCCGACAGCAGUGGCCUCUCUGAUCCCUUUGCCCGGGUCUUCUUCAUCACGCAGAGUCAGUGCACGGAGGUCCUCCAGGAGACUCUUUGCCCCACGUGGGACCAGCUGCUGGUGUUUGACAACGUGGAGCUAUAUGGGGAAGUCCAUGAGAUGCGGGACGACCCUCCCAUCAUUGUCAUCGAGAUCUAUGACCAGGACACCGUGGGAAAGGCUGACUUUAUGGGCAGAACGUUUGCCAAGCCCGUGGUGAAGAUGUCGGAUGAGGAGUACUGUCCGCCCCGCUUCCCACCCCAGCUAGAGUACUAUCAGAUCUACCGGGGCAACUCCACUGCCGGGGACCUGCUGGCUGCCUUCGAACUGCUCCAGCUUCCUUACGACGACGAAGAGAUCAGGCGGGCCUUGCUGGCGGUCCAUGAUCCAUGCAUUCCGCAGAUCAAGAUUGGCCCAGCCGGGAAGUCAGAGCUGCCUCCCAUUGACGGCCCGACAGACAUGGAUCGGGGCCCCAUCCUGCCUGUGCCUUUGGGAAUCCGCCCUGUGUUGAGCAAAUACAGAGUGGAGAUCUUGUUCUGGGGACUGAGAGACCUGAAGCGUGUGAACUUGGCUCAGGUGGAUCGGCCUCGAGUGGACAUCGAAUGUGCCGGGAGGGGAGUCCAGUCAUCCCUCAUCCAGAAUUACAAGAAAAACCCCAAUUUCAGCACCUUGGUCAAAUGGUUUGAAGUGGUGAGUAUCUUCCCCCAGCAGAGAUGGCGCUCCCCGCAGAGGACGGGCGACCCUUUCUCAGACGGCGCGUUUCCUCCACGCGGGCAUCAGCUAACCGACACUUUGCUUCUCCUGUCUGCCUCUUUUCUCCCCCUUUUCUGUCCUCUCUGUGUUGUUGUUGUGCCGCUGUGCGCCAUGGCUAGGUAUGAGCUGCGGGUUAUUAUUUGGAACACCGAUGAGGUGGUCCUGGAGGACGAUGCUUUCAUGACGGGAGAGAAGAUGUCAGACAUCUAUGUCAGGGGGUGGCUGAAGGGUCAGCAAGAAGACAAGCAAGACACAGACGUCCACUACCACUCGCUGACCGGCGAGGGCAACUUCAACUGGCGCUACAUCUUUCCUUUCGACUACCUUGCAGCUGAGGAGAAGAUUGUUAUCUCGAAGAAAGAGUCCAUGUUCUCCUGGGACGAGACCGAGUACAAGAUUCCGGCCCGACUCACGCUACAAGUGUGGGAUGCCGACCACUUUUCCGCCGAUGACUUCCUCGGAGGCAUUGAGCUUGACCUGAACCGCUUCCCACGUGGCGCAAAGACCGCCAAGCAGUGCAGCAUGGAGCUGGGGACGGGGGAGAUUGAGGUGCCCAUGGUCUCUAUCUUCAAACAGAAGAGGGUGAAGGGCUGGUGGCCCUUCUUGGCACGAGACGAGAACGACGAAAUGGAGAUGACGGGAAAAGUGGAGGCUGAGCUUCACCUUCUGACGGCCGAGGAAGCCGAGAAAAGUCCGGCCGGGCUGGCUCGUAACGAGCCCGACCCAUUGGAGAAACCCAACCGCCCAGAUACCAGCUUCAUUUGGUUCCUGAACCCUCUCAAGUCCAUCCGCUACUUUAUCUGGCACACGUACCGCUGGCUUCUGCUGAAAAUCCUCCUCCUCGUUCUCUUGCUCCUUAUGGUCGGACUCUUCUUGUACUCCAUGCCCGGCUACAUGGUCAAGAAGCUGCUUGGGGCCUGAAAGGGUCUGUCCCUCUUUCCUCAGGUCGUCCGGAUACAUCCUUCAUCUGGUUCCUGAACCCGCUCAAGUCCAUACGGUACCUCAUCUGCACCCGCUACAAGUGGCUCAUCAUCAAGAU